This is a messenger RNA of Amoebophrya sp. A120, 1601 nucleotides long. The record is from the annotation of a GenBank genome assembly. NCBI's taxonomy places the organism in Eukaryota, Dinophyceae, Syndiniales, Amoebophryaceae.
UCUGAACUCAACAGGAAGUAGACCCGCUACUCUCACUUUCCGUGGAAGAUGGGGCAGGACUCGUUGCCCUUCCGACGACGAGUCCUGCUUCGCCUGUGUGCUGUCCCCGCAACAUCAAGCGGUCUUUGUUCUUUUUUGCUUACUCCUGUUUGUCUCUUCACUUUGCCCGGAGCUACUGCACUUGCGGUUGCCCGGAGAACUGCACUUGCGACUUCCGCCAAGCUGGACCCGACGGAGAUUGACGAGAUUAAGGUUUCCCCCGAACCCCCGAGCGUGGAGGAGGUGAGCGAGGAUGUGCAGGAGCUUAUCAAAGCGAAAAAAGCCCCCACCCCAUAUCGGAAACGGAAGAUGUGCGAAUUUGUGGUGCUGUAUUUGAGUACACAAAUCGACUUGUAUUGCUAGAAGGCCAAGAGACGAAGCUGCGGCCUAAGUUGCAGGUAAUCUGUCACGCUGUUUCCCACUUCCAGUUGCCUCCUGUCAUCCUGGAGCUGCAAGGCUUUCCCACGCUAGACAGCACUACAGCCCGCAUCUUUUGCCUUCUAGCAUCACAAAGCUGAUUUGUGACCACAAAUCUGCAUCACAGAUUUCCGUUUUGAUAUGGGGAGGGGGCAUUUUUCAUUGUAAUAGAGCUGACCGCGGACCUGCACGCGGCCAAGGCAGAGAAUCUGAUCUUGAAAACGUCCACGGAGGUGUCCAACAAGCUCGCGGAAAUCCACAAGCUGCAGGCGGAGUUCGCGACUCUGAAGAGCAAGGCCGAGCAGCUGCAGGUGGCGAACGAGCUGCAGUUCGAGAAGAUUUACAAGAUCGCCGAGCGAACCGAGACCGUGUACGGAGCAGAAAUUAGGAAGAUUGAAAAACCGCUGGCGAAAAGUUUGAAGGCCGAACAAGUAAAAGCGACCACCGCGGCGAUCCGCGCGGACCGGGAUGAUCUCGGGAAGGUCGCCGCAGGCGUGAAGCAGCAAAUCGUCGCCCGGAUGAAAUCUGUCGUGGAGGGGGUGAAGAAGGCCGAGGAGGCGGCAGUCGAACCGGUGGCGGCCGCGAAGAAGGAGGAGGCGCGGUCCGUCGUGGAUUUCUGGGUGCGGGCGAAGAACGCGGCGAAGCAGGUCGGGGUGUUGAAGAAGACCGCGAUUCGGGCGGCGAAGCAGGCGCAGCUGUACGCGUUCUACGGACGGGCGUACGACGCGAAGAUGACGCUGAAUACCGCCCACGAACUGAUGAAGCAGGCGGACGCGCUGAAGGUGGAGGCCAUCAAGUACCAGCACGUGGCGGAACAGCUGAACGGGAACGUCGGCACCAUUGCUGCCGCCGAAGCCGCGGCGAAGGCCGACGCGGGGGCGGCGGCAAACCCCUUCGGCUUCGACACGUCGGGGGCUGAUGUGGCCCUGCCCGACCUGCCGUCCGCCGUGGAGUUUGCCGAAGAAGCUGCAGCCUCCGGGAGCGGUAGUGCUGCUGGGAGCGCAGCACGAUAGAGGAGGUGGUAGAGUAGAAACGGGUGGAUGAAACAAGAUACUGCGUUACAUCGAGCACGCUGCUCAAGGAUGUUGCACUUGCAUUUUUUUUUCCAGGAACAGCCCUGUGUUUGCGUUUUCCACACUAGACUA